AUGGGAUGGAGCUUCCACGAUGGAAAUCAGAUCCCAAUUACACAGAGAUCAACAGCAAGGAAGCACAUAGCAUCACCGCUAAUAGCUGAGGGACUAGCAAUCCGUUACGCCCUAGAACAUGCCCUUGAUCUGAGUUUCUCCUCCUUGCAUGUGGCCU
Molecule: messenger RNA, 157 nt
Organism: Microthlaspi erraticum
Lineage: Eukaryota; Viridiplantae; Streptophyta; Magnoliopsida; Brassicales; Brassicaceae
Source: the annotation of a GenBank genome assembly